Emys orbicularis (European pond turtle) is the source of this 1182-nucleotide messenger RNA. RefSeq names its product Rho guanine nucleotide exchange factor 39 (gene ARHGEF39). The record is from RefSeq and is a predicted model, not a curated record. Gene Ontology annotation, biological process: positive regulation of cell migration. Gene Ontology annotation, cellular component: plasma membrane. Lineage: Eukaryota; Metazoa; Chordata; Testudines; Emydidae. The transcript is spliced from 10 exons. Gene Ontology annotation, molecular function: guanyl-nucleotide exchange factor activity. Bases 1 to 1182 code for a protein of 393 amino acids.
AUGACCCUUCUGGCUCUUGUGUUAUGUGAAGAGGGAAAGAUAUCAGCUGUCAUCCCCACCCUUGAAUCAAUCAUAAGCAUCAUGCUACUGCAGGCUGUGGCUGCAGUAAACACUGUUGAAGAGCAGAGGGCCCGCUGGGAGAGGAAACGUAGCCGGACAGCCAAGGAACUGGUGGAAACGGAGCAGAAAUACCUGGAGCAGCUGGACUUGGUGACCACAUAUUUUGUGACAAUUCUGAAGGCCAAAGGGACACUGCAGCCAGCUGUGCGGGAAGCCAUCUUUGGGCUCCUGGAAUCCAUACAUUGCACCAGCCAGAUUCUGCUGCUUCACUUGGAGAGAGGGCACUUGGAGCUAGGAUUGGAGGGUUUCUGUCAGAAGCUGGAGCUCUAUGGCCACUAUGCUGAAAACUUGGAGCAAGCUAAGAAAACCCUGCAGGAGCAGGUGAAGAAGAAUAAGGCAUUUUGCCGGUUUAAGAAGCUUCAAGAGUCUCGACCUGAGUUCCUGGGAUGGCAGCUGGAGGAUCUGCUCCCUCUGCCACUGCAGAGGCUCCAUCAAUACAAGCACUUGUUCAGAGACCUGAUGGAGAACACCAGCCCGGAUAGUGUGGAGUUCCAGUACCUUGCAAAAGCUGUGAAAUCUGUUUCUGAGGUGUCUCAGUGGGUCCAUAGCACAAUUCGCAGCCAUGAGAACUCAAUGCAACUGCUUCGGGUCCAGAAACUGCUCAAAGGACAGAAGACCAAGGUGCUGACUCCAGGGCGCUGGUAUAUCCAAGAAGGCUGGCUCAUGGUGGUGCCCACAAAGGGUGAAGAAGCGAAGCGUAAGAUGUUCUUCCUCUUCUCCGAUAUCUUGGUUGCGACAAAGCCCUGCCACCCACUGCAUCCCCUGAACUCGGACAAGUUUUCUUGCCAGGCAGUCUAUCCACUUAGCCAGUGCACAGUGGAUAAAGUGUUUGGCCAUACCCAGAGCCAAGGAGGGCUGCUCAGUCUCUCCUUUCCCCACAAGACACUGCUGCUGAUGUCGAGCAACCAGGAGGAUAUUAACAACUGGUAUCUGAAUCUGACAACUGCUAUCAGGCAGCUGAAAGCCAGGCCCACCUUUGUACACCAGAAGGAAUACCUGACAGAACAACCUGUCAGCUCAAGAGAGGCCCACACAGUCCAGGAAACAUGCCAGGAUUUUUGA